AUGGAGCAGCAUACAUCUGGGGAAAUCUCAGAAGAGACGCGUAUCGAAAAGAGCGAUCCAAAAACCCGGCACGAGGAUAUCACCAAGUUAGCUCGCGCUUUCUCUCGUCUUUCAGAGGAACAGAACCCAGGCUCCUUGUCCCAUGAUGCUAUCAACACCUUCCUUGACCCGACCAAGGACCCAGAGCUCGACCCAAAUUCCUCUGAAUUCAGUUCCCGCAAAUGGGUCCGCAAUAUCUUGCACAUCACUCGCGACCCAGAAAGAUUCCCGCAUCGUACAUCAGGUGUCUCCUUCCGAAAUUUGAAUGUCUUUGGCUAUGGCACUGCAGCAGACUAUCAAUUGAAUUUUGGCAAUGUGUGGUUGAAGAUGGUAGAUGUGGCACGCCAUUUCUUUGGACUGGCGCAAAAAGUGCGCAUUGAUAUUCUCCGCGAUUUUGAGGGUAUUGUAGAUCAUGGAGAGAUGCUGGUUGUGUUGGGUCGUCCAGGCAGUGGCUGUACCACGUUUCUCAAGACACUUGCCGGUGAAACACAUGGCCUGUUCCUGGACGAUGGGGCUGAUAUUCAGUAUGAAGGGAUCUCUUGGGAUCAAAUGCAUGGACGUUUUCGCGGCGAAGUCAUCUAUCAGGCUGAAACUGAGGCCCACUUUCCUCAAUUGACUGCUGGCGAAACUUUGCUUUUUGCGGCUCAAGCUCGUACUCCGAGUAAUCGACUACCAGGUGUGACCCGAGAUCAAUAUGCCUUGCAUUUGCGCGAUGUUACCAUGGCGAUGCUGGGUCUCUCGCAUACUAUGAACACCAAGGUAGGCAAUGAGUUUAUUCGAGGUGUAUCUGGAGGUGAGCGAAAGCGUGUCAGCAUUGCCGAGACGACCUUGUGCGGUAGUCCCCUACAGUGUUGGGACAAUAGUACUCGCGGUUUGGAUAGUUCUACAGCACUUGAAUUCGUCAAGAACAUGCGCCUGUCAACUGAUUACAACGGUACCACAACAAUCGUUGCGAUCUAUCAAGCGAGUCAGUCAAUCUAUGAUCUCUUUGAUAAAGUCAUUGUUCUUUAUGAAGGACGGCAGAUUUAUUUCGGUAGAGCGGGUGAUGCACGCAGGUUCUUCAUUGAAAUGGGCUUUGACUGUCCAGAUCGACAGACGACCGCGGAUUUCCUUACCUCCCUUACCAGUCCAUCUGAACGCCAGGCUCAUCCAGGCUUUGAAGAUCGGAUCCCUCGUACACCUGAUGAAUUUGCCGCUCGCUGGAAAGCAAGUCCUGAGCGACAGGAGCUUCUGGCUGAAAUUACACAGAAGAAUGCAAAGAAUCCGAUUGGAGGUCAUCAACUUCAGGAAUUCAACAAAUCCCGCGCAGCUGAAAAGGCUAAGAGUGCCCGCGCUGGUUCUCCAUACACCCUCUCAUACCUGAUGCAAAUUAAGCUCUGCCUCUGGCGAGGCUUUUUACGAAUGAAGGGUGAUAUGAGUAUGACCAUCUCGACUAUUAUUGGCAACACAAUCAUGGGUGUUAUCAUUUCCACUGUCUUCGUUAAUCUGCCAAAUGACACGUCUAGCUUCUUUCAACGAGGUGCACUGCUUUUCUUUGCUAUUUUGAUGAACGCAUUUGCGAGCUCAUUAGAAAUUCUCACUUUGUGGCAACAACGACCAAUUGUAGAGAAGCAUUACAAGUAUGCUCUUUAUCAUCCAUCAGCGGAAGCCAUUAGUGCAUACAUCGUGGAGCUACCAUCCAAGAUAUUGGUCGCCAUCACAUUCAACCUCAUCAUCUACUUCGUUGCGGAUCUUCGACGAACCGCAGCUCAUUUCUUCAUAUUCUUCUUAUUCUCGUUCACUACAACAUUGGUCAUGUCAAAUAUCUUCCGAUGGAUCGGAGCUGUUUCUCGUGCCAUGGCUCAAGCCAUGGUUCCAUCUUCGAUUUUCAUGAUGGUCCUAGUCAUUUACACCGGUUUUGCCAUUCCGACGCGUGAUAUGCAUGUUUGGUUUAGAUGGUUGAAUUACCUCAAUCCAAUUGCGUACGCUUUCGAAUCAUUGAUGGUCAAUGAGUUCAGUGGUCGUGACUUUAACUGCACGGCUUAUGUUCCAGAUGGCCCAGGGUAUGCAGACGCCCCUCUGAGCUCAAAGAUUUGUGGCGAGAAUGGCGCUGUGGCUGGUCAAACCUUUGUCAAUGGGGAUAACUACAUCAACACAACUUACGAGUACUAUAAGGAACAUCUUUGGCGAAACUUCGGGAUUCUUAUCGGAUUUUUCGUCUUUUUCUUCAUCCUCUACGUUGUCUGCAGCGAGUUCAUUCGAGCCAAGCCCUCAAAGGGUGAGAUUCUCGUUUUUCCUCGUGGCAAGAUCCCAACUUUUGCGAAGAAGAUCCGCAAUAAUGAUUCAGAAAGUGGACUGUCUGAGAAAGAAAAUAUUGGAGAGCCGCAACCUGAAUCUGAAAAUCAGACUGCCCACCUUGCAAAGCAAACUGCCAUAUUUCAUUGGGAGAAUGUCUGUUAUGACAUCAAGAUCAAAGGAAAUCCUCGUCGUAUCCUUGAUGGCGUAGAUGGCUGGGUUAAACCGGGUACACUGACAGCUCUUAUGGGAGUGACUGGUGCCGGAAAAACCUCAUUGCUGGAUGUGCUAGCUGAUCGUGUGACUAUGGGAGUGAUCACUGGAGAUAUGCUCGUUGAUGGGCGCCAGCGAGAUAGUUCGUUCCAGCGCAAGACAGGUUAUGUGCAACAACAGGAUCUACAUCUAGAGACUAGCACCGUUCGUGAAGCCCUCACUUUUAGUGCACUUCUCCGACAGCCUCACAGCAUUCCCUACAAAGAGAAGAUCGCAUAUGUUGAGGAAGUCAUCAAGAUGCUCGAUAUGGAUGAAUACGCAGAAGCGGUCGUUGGUGUUCUAGGCGAGGGAUUGAAUGUCGAACAGCGCAAGCGUUUGACCAUUGGUGUGGAAAUUGCUGCUAAACCCGAUCUACUUCUUUUCUUUGAUGAGCCUACAUCUGGUCUUGAUAGUCAGACGGCCUGGUCAAUUUGCUCGCUGAUGCGCAAACUGGCUAAUCAUGGGCAAGCGGUGCUCUGUACGAUCCACCAGCCCUCUGCGAUCCUGAUGCAAGAGUUUGAUCGUCUGCUAUUCCUGGCUAAAGGUGGUCGCACUGUGUAUUUCGGAGAACUUGGCUCAAACAUGGAGACACUGAUCAAAUAUUUCGAGGAUAAAGGCUCAAUCAGCUGUCCCAAGGAUGCCAAUCCCGCAGAAUGGAUGCUUGAAGUCAUCGGUGCUGCGCCAGGCUCCCAUGCUGACCGUGACUGGGCCGAUGAGUGGGUUAAUAGCCCUGAGCGUGUUGCUGUUCGUGCGGAAUUGGUCCAGCUGAAGGAGAAGCUCUUACAGAAGCCUGUCAAACCUACGACCACAGGCUACGGGGAAUUCGCAACGCCUAUCUGGUAUCAAUUUCUCAUCUGCAUUCGCCGUAUGUAUCAACAGUACUUCCGAAGCCCAGGAUAUCUUUACUCCAAGACCGCAAUGUGUGUGUUUCCACCUAUCUUCAUCGGAUUCAGUUUCUGGCGCGAACCAAAUACCGAACAAGGCCUUCAAAAUCAACUCUUUGCAAUCUUCAUGUUACUCAUCAUUUUCCCCAAUCUGGUCCAGCAGAUGAUGCCCAGUUUCUGUGUGCAGCGCGCUUUGUAUGAAGUGCGCGAGCGUCCUUCCAAGGCAUACUCCUGGAAAGCAUUCAUGUUGGCCAGCAUAUUCACCGAGCUUCCGUGGAAUAUCAUCAUGUCUGUGCCUGUCUAUUUCUCAUGGUACUAUCCAAUUGGACUCUAUCGCAACGCAGCGGCUGGCGAGGUGACAAACCGGGGUGGGACCAUGUUUUUACUCAUUCUGGUCUUCUUGAUGUUUGCUUCGACAUUUAGCUCGAUGAUGAUUGCUGGGAUUGAGCAGGCUGACACUGGUUCUAAUCUUGCUCAACUUCUUUUCUCGCUUUGUUUGGUGUUUAACGGUGUCCUUGCAAGUCCUAGCCAGUUACCCCGGUUCUGGAUCUUCAUGUACCGCGUCUCACCAUUCACCUAUCUGGUCUCCGCAGUUCUCUCGGUCGGUCUAUCGGGAAAUGAGGCUAAAUGCUCCAGCAUCGAGCUGUUAACUGUGAACCCACCUGACGGACAGAAUUGCUCUACCUAUCUGGACACCUACACGAACAAUUACGGAGCGACGCUAAUGAACCCCGGUGCCAUCAAGGAUUGUCAGAUGUGUUCCAUUUCAACAACUGAUCAGUUCCUCGCAGAAGUCAAUGUUUACUACAGUGACCACUGGCGGAAUAUCGGUCUGCUCUUCGUCUACAUUGUAUUCAAUAUCUUCAUGGCUAUUUUCCUGUACUGGCUUGCGCGGGUCCCGAAGAACUGGUCUCGUAAGGUUAAGCAGGCAUGA
Penicillium malachiteum is the source of this 4383-nucleotide messenger RNA. Its product is annotated as pleiotropic drug resistance family ABC transporter. The transcript has 5 exons. Gene Ontology annotation, biological process: transmembrane transport. The record is from RefSeq and is a predicted model, not a curated record. Gene Ontology annotation, molecular function: ATP binding; ABC-type transporter activity; ATP hydrolysis activity. The coding region runs from base 1 to 4383 and encodes 1460 amino acids. NCBI's taxonomy places the organism in Eukaryota, Fungi, Ascomycota, Eurotiomycetes, Eurotiales, Aspergillaceae. Gene Ontology annotation, cellular component: membrane.